UGACGUAAGCAUAGUAGCCAGUGCCAGCUGUUUUAAAUUAAAAAGGUAUUUACUAAUAACAAAACAAGAUAAACAAUUCUGCAAGAAACAAGAAAUAUGUUUUUAAUUACUACAUUUUAAGAAAAUAAUAUAAGUCUUUAUAGCCUAUGUGUUAAUCCACCAGUAACAUGUUUGAGUUUAGUUAAAAAAUAUUAAUUCACCUAAUUGACAGAAAUUGCCAAAGAUCAACAUCAUUGAUAAGCUCACAGAGCUUAAAAAAACAAAAUUUUAAAUUAAAAUGGUGCGAAUACGGUGGUUUACGAGGACUUCCAGAAUUGUCGCAUUAUGUAGUGCUGCAAAUUUCAUUAACAGUGCUGAUAGAGUCAUUAUGCCAAUAGCUAUUGUACCCAUGACAAAAGUUUUUGGAUGGAGUCUACACUUGCAAGGAUGGAUACUUUCUGCAUUUGCUUUGGGAUAUUUUACAAGUCAGUUAAUAGGAAGUUUUUGGGCGUCCAGACUAGGAGCCAAAAAUGUUCUUAUCUUCAGUGUCAUGAUGUGGAGUAUAGCUACUUUUAUUACACCAUUUUUAGCUAGUAGUGUGGCUGCAUUAAUAGUAUGUAGGAUAAUUUUAGGAUUCGCAGAAGGUCUAGGUCUACCUACUAUAUUUCACCUCUUUGCUCACAGUAUACCUGUCGAAGAGCGCUCUAGAGCAUUCUCCUAUCUACUUGCGUCAGGUUCAGUGGGUCAAACAGUGGCGUCUAUACUGUGCCCUCAUCUAAACUGGGACUCAUGUUUCUUCUGGUUUGGCUUUUUUGGAUUUAUAUGGGUUAUUAUAUGGUACUGUAGCUAUCCCAGAGAAGCAUUCGAGGACACCAUUCCUUUAGUUAUGCCAAAGAUUAUCUCCCACAAUAUUCGGUGGGCAGACUUUAUUUUAAGUAAACCUUUAUGGGCCAUUUAUUGUGCACAUUUUGCUAUGAAUUGGUCCUCUUAUAUAAUCAUGAACUGGUUGCCAACUUAUAUGCAUACCUUUUUGGGAGCAAACUCUCAUAGUUUAAGCUUAACAGCAGUUCCGUACAUUGUCAAUUCAAUGUUUGGAAUUGUAUCAGGUCAUGUUGCAGAUGGUCUUUUAAUGAAGAGCUGGAGCGUACUUAACGUACGAAGGCUUAUGACCUGUAUCGGGCUAAUAGGUCCCGCCCUAUUUAUGGCUAUAUUCGGUGUAGUGGAACAUCUCGCCUUUGCCCUGAUACUUGUAAGUAUUUCCAUGGGUUUGAGUGCCUGCAACUCAGCUGGUCAUUUAAGCAACCAUGUAGAUGUGGCGCCGAAUCACGCAGGAACUACUUUUGCUAUUAGUAAUACUAUUGCCACCAUACCUGGGAUACUUUGUGGUCAUGUGACUGCUAGUGUAGUGACAAUGUCAGACGGGAGAUGGCUUGGCGUAUUUUUGGGCGCUACUUUCGUUAAUUUAACAGGAGCUUUUAUUUAUUUCACCAAUAGCGUUGCAACGCAAAUUUUGUAAAUAUAUAAUUUUUGUUUUGUGUAUAAAUUUGCUUCUUUAUUAUCUCGCGGGUAUAUAGUAGGAUUCUGUAUUUUGUAUAAUUUAGAAAUCAGUGGCAUGCAAUCCAGAGAAAGAGCGAGAUAUUAUUUACCACAUUUCAUUAUAUAAUAUUAAAAAUUUUGAAAAAUAAUCUGAUCUGUUCUGUACUUACCACAUUUGGUGCAAGAACAUUUUUUGUUUGAAAAGAAAACUACCAAAUUGAACUACAUAUUUUGAACUUUUAUGUCAAUAAACAAAUUUUAAAUAAAAAUUAUUUAAAAAAGAA
Messenger RNA from Anthonomus grandis grandis, 1799 nucleotides. RefSeq lists its product as uncharacterized. NCBI's taxonomy places the organism in Eukaryota, Metazoa, Arthropoda, Insecta, Coleoptera, Curculionidae. The transcript is spliced from 3 exons. The coding region runs from base 278 to 1495 and encodes 405 amino acids. Gene Ontology annotation, biological process: transmembrane transport; monoatomic anion transport. Gene Ontology annotation, molecular function: transmembrane transporter activity. The record is from RefSeq and is a predicted model, not a curated record.